GAUCAUUCUAGUCAUACAGCUGUCGUUGGAGCUCUUUCGAAAUAGUGUGUCUGCAUUUAUUGCAGUUUCGUUUGUUUUUACUUUAAGUUUAUAUGUAGCAAUAUGAUAUUUUGGUGGCUUAGUUUUUAAUUUAUUUUUAUAAUUGGCUUCCAUUAGACCACCAUGACGAAGAUAAAGAACAUCAAACCAGCUGAGCCGAAGCUGACUCUAGCUGAAGCCAAGCGGAUCCUCGCACAAGCAGUACUGAAGUUAGAGGACCACAAAGUAAACCAUCCAGAGUAUAAGGAAUCUGUCGCUAACAUCAGGAACGUUGCUUCCAAGUUCUUACAAAAAGGGGACGCAGUGUCGAGAAGAGAAAAACCAAUAGUUCGACUUCAGAGGAGAAGAAAAAUGGGACGAAGAAGAAGAAAGAGGAGACGCCGGCCCCGAAGGAAAUUAUAGUUCCAGCUCAGGAAAAGCCAGGACCAUGCCCAUGUAUCAAUUGUGUCAAGCAAUGCCACAUACCUGGUCUGAACAUAUCACACCGUUGCCCGCGCUGCACCAAGAGCUUCCAGAAGACAUCCCACUUGCGGUCACACAUGUUAGUCCACACGAGUGUGCGCGACCACACGUGCACGGAGUGCGCGGCACAAUUUAAACGGCACGAUCAGCUUGUCAGACAUCUUUACACCCACGACCCGGAGAAAGCCAAGCAGAGGUUUAGAUGCAAGAAAUGUAAAUCAACAUUCACGAGAAAGGACAACUUCAAGAUACAUAUCAAGAGAAAGAAGGUGUGUAGGGAUACCAUAAAGGAUGACAACAUCGAUACAGUGUUGGAGGUUUUGGAAUCUGGUAAAAACACAGUUGUUGUGAAGCCUGCUAAAGAUAAAAACAAAAAUCGAAAGAAGAGUAGCAGUCCUGUCGGAACGAAGACAGACAAUUUGAAACUACAAGAAAAGGACCUACAUACGCUACAACUACAAGGCAAAGAAGCGAUGCUGGUUCCAGUAACUCACAACCCGGACGGUACCCUCACCAUAACAGGAGAUGCAAUAAACCUGCCCUCUCCUGAGGCAGAGAAGUUGCUGGCUGCUGACAACACUCCAGAGGGUUUGGAAAGUGCUCACGGUAUCAAAGUUGACAACAACCAAUACGUUAUCACUUGUUCGGAUGAUAAGGAUUUGUAUGAUGAACCAGCGAAAACCCCGACAGAUAUUGUAGAUUUAGACACAAACAUGCCCAUAACAGACCAAAUAGCUUAUCGGUCCCAAGAGUUCUAUCAAGCUCCAACUGUUGUCAUAGACUCUGGUCUCGGGUAUCAAACAGAGUUUACAAAUGUUGGAGUGAAUGCUGUGCAUAAUGAUGCACAUUUCGGAUCAAUUCACACGGAACAGCCAACUAGUGUAACAAUUGUUGCCCCAGAAUCAGAACCAGUCGUGACUGAACGCCUAGAAGAAUUUUGUGAGAAAGCUGAUGAUAAUAAGGUUGUAAAAACAGCAUUCGAUCGUGAUGGAAAGGAAAAAGAAAUGAAGGGACUAUCACCAGGCACCCGAGACUUUCCGCUGUGCGCUGAACUUAUGAGGUUAGCAGAAGUACCUCAAAUCGGAGGCCAGGAUCAACUGAUGGGGACCAAUCUCACAGAACUUGCUCAAACUGAACCAUAUUCUGUGGUACAAACGAGCCCCUCAGAAACUGUUUACACUCAGCAAUCUAGUGAGAAUAAAACAAUGCAUCCGUCCAAUUCCUAUGGUUCAUCUCCUACAGCACAGAUUGCCAGCGCGUUGAGUGCACCAUUUAGUAAAUCUCAUCGUGGAGCAGAGAUCAUCUCAAACAUAGUUGAUCAGCAAGUCACCGAGGAAGAAGCUUCAAGUUCACAUCUGCAGUCGGUUGUAGUAGGAAAUAGUAAUCAAGACAAUGCUACCCAUCCUGCUCAACUGAUUGUUCGACAGCAAGAAUUCGCUAUUCACGAUUCGACCCAGCAAGAAUCCAGCCAGGAUAAAGUUCUAAACCUUCCUCCUCAACCAGCCCAACAUGAAGGUACUGUGAGCAAACAAACAGACCCUCCAACCGACAUUUUGUCUAAAGUGAUAGAAGACAUACUGGCAGACACAGGAGUAGAGCCGCUAGACGAGGUAGACGAUCAGAUCAUCAAUGUGAUGCAAGGAGGACACACUAUCACCAGCACCCCACCCAGGACUAAGAGUGCCAUGGACCUCCUUAAAGCGGUUAUUUUCAUGAGCUCUCGAAUAGCUGAGCCGCUACCGGGCGGCUCUCUUCCAGCUCCGGCAAUUACAGCGGGCGGUUGUGAAGCAGGUGGAUUCAGGUUACAGGACCACGAACCAGACGAUCUACCGCCAGGUGCUUUGGUUGGAAUUAACACCGACAUGCUAGAAACAGCAACAUCAUCUCCUAAAACACCAGACGGCAAGACUGUGAAAUUGUCUAAAACUCCAAGAAAAACUCCCAGAAAGACACCCAGGAAAACUCCGAAAUCUAGACAACCUAAGUCUAAAAAUAAAGGCUCUCCUAAAAAUAAUAUUGAUAACUCACAUAAGUCAGGCGAGUCGAGUUUCGUAAAACAGAUCUUCAAAGCGAAGAAGCGCCUGUUCUCUGAAAAAUGUGACGAGGAUGAAAAUCGAUUGUCAUCAAAAGUUAUUAAAAUAGAUUCAGGACCCAUGAUACUGGGACAAGAUGUGCUGGAACAGAAUGACAAACUCAGAGCAGCAGCCCUAGGAGACGCACAUGUCCUAAAUACUGAGGCAAUUUGCCUUUCAAAAGCAAAUGGAGACAAAGAAAGUUUGAAAAAUGCCAACAAACAAGAGAUCCUACCUCUCGCUGGUAUUGAAGAAGAGAGAGCAGAUAGAGACCCGCCCUCAGUCCACAGCGAGGUGAACGCACCACUCGCAGAGGUCUUAUCACCAUUCACAGAACAGCUGAUCGGGGAAUCUCUAACAAACCGAGAUAACAUCUUAUCUCCGAUAUCUCCUCUCCAGGUCUCAUCACCAUUCACUCACCAGGAGUCUCCCAACUUCCUCUUUUUCAAUUCUCCAGUUCGCAGCAAAACUCCUGACCCCCAACAUUUCACUUCUGGCAGAUCCUCUCCAUUAUUCCUCCGUUCUCAAACACCGGAUAACGCUUUCCUCCGGUCAAGUUCUCCGGAACGGACCAUCUUGCAGACUCCGGACCAGUCCAAGUUGGGUGGCUUGUCGUUUGAGCAGGAGGAACAGCCCUUCGAGGAUAACUUCAUAUGGCGGGAGCUAGAACAUAUGUUUAAGAAUAAGCGAAGCAGUCCAGGAAAUCCGGAAAAUUAUUGGUUUCAACCCUAAUAACAUAUAUUUUUAGAUAUUUUGUUAUUUAAGAAAAUUUUAAGUGAAGCAGUUAAGAAAAUGAUAAUUUGUUAAAAAUAAUAUUUAAAAUUUAGAUACUUGAAAUGACAUAAAUAACGAUGUGUAUUCGUAUAAGUUUGUUUU
Bolinopsis microptera is the source of this 3449-nucleotide messenger RNA. RefSeq lists its product as uncharacterized. NCBI's taxonomy places the organism in Eukaryota, Metazoa, Ctenophora, Tentaculata, Lobata, Bolinopsidae. The transcript has 5 exons. The record is from RefSeq and is a predicted model, not a curated record. The coding region runs from base 579 to 3305 and encodes 908 amino acids.